CUUUAGGUGUUUGUGAAAAUAGAAACCUAGCGGCUUCAACUUCGAUCCAUCCAACAGCCAUCGAAUCCACUUUGAUGCAAUUCCACAAUUUCUACAUCUCAUUCAAAAUUGUAAUUGAAAACUAACCCUCUCUACAGAUUCAUUCUUAUGUUCCAAGAUGAUGUCGAAAUUAUUCAAAGGAGCGAAUGUUUUCAUGUCUCGUAACUUAGUUCCGCCGGAGGUCUUCGAUUCGCUGCACGAUGCUCUCAAGAAUAACGGUGCCGACAUCUUUCUUUGUUGCGAUCCUGCGCGAAAUGGUCCUGACGACUACCAUGUCAUUUCCUCCUGCGACCAUGAGAAGUUCAGUGAUCUUCAGAGUAAAGGCUGUCGUUUACUUGGUCCUCAAUGUGUGCUUUCUUGUGCAAAAGAAUGUAGACCACUCCCAAGACAUAGUUUUGCUUGUUGUCUAGCAAUGGAUGGGGUCAAAGUAUUGGCAUCUGGUUUUGAUUCUAAUGAAAAGACUGAGAUUGGAAAGAUGGUUGCUUCAAUGGGUGGUACGUUGUAUUCUAAGGCAUCACUAGAUGUCAAUUUUGUUAUUGUCAAAAAUGUCUUGGCGGCCAAGUACAAGUGGGCGCUAAAUGUCCUCAAGAAACCAAUUAUCACAAUAAGCUGGUUACAUCAGUGCUGGAAAGAGCAUCGUGUUGUUCCUCAGGAGGCAUUCAAGGUUCCUCCCUUUUAUGGGUUGACAAUAUGUGUUUCCAGAAUUCCUGCAGAUGUACGGAAAGAAAUGGAAAAACUGGUGCUAGAAAAUGGUGGCAAAUAUUCAGCCGAACUCACCAAGAGCUGUACACAUUUGAUUUGCGAUGUUCCUGAAGGAGACAAAUACAAAGUUGCUAAAAGAUGGGGCUGCAUUCAUAUGGUUACACGGAAAUGGUUUGACCAAUCUGUUGCUAGAAAGGCCAGUAUGGAUGAGGAGUCCUUUCCUGUUCAGUAUGUUUCUACAGUUUCAGCUAGUGGUGCUAGGACUUCCUCGUUGUUACAACGGAAUCCUGUCAAUUGUACUGGAAACUUCCCAUCCGCUGCAUCUUCAAUGGCUGAAGAUUCAAAUUUCGAAGCCAUUUCAUCUGCUGGAACUGCAGAGCCAGAUCUUGAAGCCACCUUUUCACAGAAAGUAGUAUAUCCUACUACUUUGGGAGCUUCUAGUCAGGAAAAGAAUGGAGGAACAUGCACCAUGGGUUGCAAAAGUGACAUGAAUCUUGAUGGGUGCAUUGCUGAUGACUCCCAAAGUGAAAAUGACUUGUACUUAUCAGAGUGCCAAAUUUCAUUGGUUGGUUUUAGCGUCUCUGAAAUGCGCAAACUGGUCAACAUGAUUCGUAGAGGUGGUGGCUCCCGUUACAUGUCAUUAAAUGAGAGAUUGACUCACAUAGUUGUUGGAACACCAACAGAUAUAGAGAUAAAGGAAAUUAGAAGCCUUGCAGCCAUGGGUAUACUUUAUGUGGUUCGGAACUUGUGGCUUGGAGAAUGUGACCGUGAGAAGAAAGAGGUCCCUGUACUUCAAAGGCAUAUUGCUCAUGAUGUACUUAUCCCUAAAGAGCGUGCACACGUAAGUACAGGGUACAUGACAGGCCCAACGAGCAUGGAACAAGGAAAAUCCUUCAAUACUCUUCCUAUUCAGCCACAUGUUCAAUCACAAUCCGUUUUGGCUUCUUCAGAGAUUUCUCUGGAGACAAAAGCUACAAAAGUCAACAUGAAUGGAGAAAAGUUUUCUAAAUGGUCCACGAGAACCAACAACCAAAGCCAGAUUCCUGAAAAUGGUCAUCAACAGGAGAGAUCUAGUAGUCAAAUUCAAGAUAAGAAGUCAAAUGUUUUUGCGGGGAUGAGAUUUUGCUUUGGAAGUUCAUUCCCAUUGGACAGGAGAGGUGAAAUCAAUGACUGGGUUCACGAAGGGGGCGGGUUGACAUUGUGUGAUAAAACGGAACAGGAUGUAAACUUUAUCAUUCAGUGCCAUGGUAUGGUUCACUACCAGACUAAUACUUCCAGAGGUAUUAAUGUAUCCAGUCACUGGAUAAAGUCUUGUUUGGAGGAUGAACGGUUGCUGGAUGUUGGAGCUCACAUUCUGUAUUCUCCACUUCCAUGCCAGAUCCCUUUACCUGGAUUUGAAGGACUUCGUAUUUGUAUUUCCCAAUAUGAUCAAAAAGAAAGACUGCUCCUAAGAAACUUGUGCUUUGUUCUCGGAGCUAAAUAUGUAGAGAGAUUAACUAGAAAGGUCACACAUCUACUAUGCAAGUUCAUUGGAGGCCCAAAAUAUGAGGCUGCAUGUAAAUGGAAGAUAAAAUUAGUUACAUGUGAGUGGAUUUAUCAGUGUGUUAAGCAGAAUGAAGUUGUUGGGCUAGAUUCAUAUCACCCAAAAGAAGUUACUUCACAAGAUCAAGUUGCAGAGCUUAUACCCAUGAGCCAGUUUACUCAGAGUUCGAGCAUGAUGCCCAGUACUGCUACUCAAUAUCCAGUUCAAUUCCAAGUCCCAAAAAAUAAAGAUGUUCAAAGUAUUGGUAGAAAUAAAAAGGCUAGGCUUACUGAAGGUGGAGGAAGAGAAAGAAAGAGUGGUCCACCAAAUGAAGUCAUGCAUUCUUCCUACAGGAAAACCUCCAUAGUAGAAGAAGCUUCUGAUGUCAUACCCAAUGGCGAGGCUGAUGUAGCUUCUGCUAUAGAGGAUCUCAUAGUGGAGACUAGUAAAAUUCAAGAUCUGAAGUCCCCCAGAAGAAAUGAACAAGAUAAAGAUUUAUUCUCAUCUGAUUGCACAAUCGAAGAGAAAGCAGAUCUUGAAUCUUCUUUUGUUUUUUCCAAGAAUUGGAUGAACAGGGAUGGGAGAAAGGAUGAGACCUGUAAUCCUUCUGUAGAUGGGAGCGUGGGCAAGUACAACUAUGAUGGUUUCAGUGAAACACAAACAGAAUCUCAGGUUGUUGGCUAUGAAGAAGACCUCUCAGGGAGGCAAAUGAUAAUAGACAGAGUUCGGACCACACGAGGAUUGAGUUGAACUUCAACAUGUACAUCAAUCAACAUUCUCAUAUUAUAUUUUGGAUUUCAUUCCUAAUGUUUUGUUUAUGCAUUACAAUGAAUCGUUUGUCUGUGGGCGUGUUCCUAUAUAAGUAAAGUAUAUAACAUUAUGAGUUGAGCCUGUA
This is a messenger RNA of Impatiens glandulifera, 3158 nucleotides long. RefSeq names its product DNA topoisomerase 2-binding protein 1. Bases 158 to 3013 code for a protein of 951 amino acids. NCBI's taxonomy places the organism in Eukaryota, Viridiplantae, Streptophyta, Magnoliopsida, Ericales, Balsaminaceae. The record is from RefSeq and is a predicted model, not a curated record. Gene Ontology annotation, biological process: mitotic DNA replication checkpoint signaling; DNA replication initiation; mitotic G2 DNA damage checkpoint signaling. The transcript is spliced from 17 exons.